GAGAAAACUUGAAACUUGACCAGUUUUUUGUUAUUAUUUGGAGCCUGGAGGCCAUUCGAAAAAUGGGGACCUCCUCUUCUUCUUCUUCUUCUUUCCUUUUUCUUGCUCAGAUUUUCUUUAUUCUCUGGCAGCUUCUAUGUUUGACAGUUGAAGCUUUCAACAAUAGUAGUAAUAAUAAGAUAUCUGCCUUCUAUGUGUUUGGAGACUCCACCGUUGACCCUGGAAACAAUAACUACAUUGACACUCCUUUCAAAUGCAACUUUCCACCUUAUGGCAUGGAUUUCCCUAACCAUGUUCCUACUGGAAGAUUCUGCAAUGGCAAGCUUGCCACUGAUUACAUUGGUACAUAUCUAUAUACGAUGGAAACUCAAAAAUCGUUUCUUCCAGCUUAUUUGGAUCCAAAUCUCAGCGUUGAAGAGCUUAUCACAGGUGUUAGUUUUGCCUCUGCUGGUUCUGGCUUUGACCAACUUACACCAUCAAUCAGUAAUGUGAUUCCAAUAGGAAAACAAUUGGAAUAUUUUAGAGAAUGCAAAAAGAAGUUAGAGGUUAAGCUUGGUAAAGAAGGAACCAAGAAUCAUCUAGAAAAGGCUGUGUUUUUCUUGAGUGCUGGUACCAACGACUUCGUUCUUAAUUAUUUCGCUCUACCAAUUCGAAGAAAGAGUUUUACUAUCUUAUCCUACCAGCAAUUCUUGAUCCAACAUGUGAAACAAUUUAUUCAGGAAGUGGUGGCAGAAGGUGGUAGAAAAAUUGCAGUUGCCGGAGUACCUCCAAUGGGAUGCUUACCUUUGAUGAUCACCUUAAAUUCCCCUAAUGACAUUCUCCAUCGUCAUUGCAUCGAUCACUAUUCAUCCAUUGCAAGAGAUUACAACCAUCUCCUUCAACAAGAGUUACAUCUUUUUCAAUUCCACCUCAAUAAUAAUAAUAUAUCUACCUCCCCAACUAAAAUCUAUUAUGUUGACAUAUAUGGCCCAUUAGCCCAAAUGAUCCAAGCACCUCAAAAAUUCGGAUUUGAUGAGGUUGAUAGUGGGUGUUGUGGAAGUGGGUAUAUUGAAGCAUCAGUACUGUGUAACAAGUUUUCAGGUGUUUGUUUAGAUCCAUCCAAGUAUGUUUUCUGGGAUUCAAUUCACCCAACAGAUAAAGCAUAUCACAAUCUGUUCUUGGCUAAACUCCCCACCAUUGAUUUCAUCAUCAACGGCUAGAAAUUAAUGACUACUUUUCCUUCCAAGUUAUAUAUGGCAUCUAAUAAAAGCUAUUCUUCUUGUAUUUUAUUUCAAAUGGAAUGAUAUGAGGUUAAUUAGUCUCUAUUAUUGGACAGUGCAUGUGUGUAUGUUAUAUUUAUAUAGUAUAAAAUAGUCAUGUUAUUAUUUCUACCAUAUAAAUUGCUUGCAUAUUAAAGAAAAGUGGCACAUGUAUAUGACAUGCAU
Arachis duranensis is the source of this 1424-nucleotide messenger RNA. RefSeq names its product GDSL esterase/lipase At5g45960. NCBI's taxonomy places the organism in Eukaryota, Viridiplantae, Streptophyta, Magnoliopsida, Fabales, Fabaceae. Gene Ontology annotation, molecular function: hydrolase activity, acting on ester bonds. The transcript has 5 exons. The coding region runs from base 63 to 1199 and encodes 378 amino acids. The record is from RefSeq and is a predicted model, not a curated record.